CAAAGGGGACAACUUCCGGCAACUAUUCCCUCAGCCUACCCCUCCUCGCCCUUUCGUUCUGUCACUUUGAGUAGCUCGGAGGCCAGUUUUAAAAAAAAUGGAACCCUGUUCUUGUGACACUUUUGUGGCAUUACCUCCAGCAACAGUUGAUAAUAGGAUUAUUUUUGGAAAAAAUUCAGAUAGACCCUGUGAUGAAGUACAGGAGAUAGUUUUUUUUCCUGCUGCAGUUCAUGACAACCUGAAAGAACUUCUUAAGUGUACUUACAUAGAAAUUGAUCAAGUUCCUGAAACAUACGCUAUUGUCCUUAGUCGCCCAGCUUGGUUAUGGGGGGCAGAAAUGGGAGCCAAUGAGCAUGGAGUAUGCAUUGGGAAUGAAGCCGUAUGGGGAAGAGAAGAAGUCUGUGAUGAAGAGGCACUACUAGGCAUGGACCUUGUCAGACUUGGCCUUGAAAGAGCUGAUACAGCGGAAAAAGCCCUCAAUGUCAUUGUUGAUUUAUUAGAAAAAUAUGGCCAGGGUGGAAACUGUGCAGAGGGUAGGAUGGUAUUUAGCUAUCACAACAGUUUCCUGAUAGCUGAUAGGAAUGAAGCCUGGAUUCUGGAGACAGCAGGGAAGCACUGGGCAGCAGAAAAAGUACAAGAGGGAGUUCGUAAUAUUUCUAAUCAGCUUUCUAUAACGACCAAGAUUGAUCGGGAACACCCAAACAUGAGAAACUAUGCUAAGCAGAAAGGUUGGUGGGAUGGUAAAAAGGAGUUUGAUUUUACUGCAGCAUAUUCUUACCUUGACACAGCCAAGAUGAUGAUUUCACCAGGCAGGUACUGUGAAGGCUACAAGCUUCUGAAUAAACACAAAGGGAACAUAACUUUUAAAACAAUGAUGGAAAUUCUCCGAGAUAAACCAAGCGGUAUUAAUAUGGAGGGAGAAUUCCUGACCACUGCAAGCAUGGUUUCUAUUUUACCUCAAGACUCCAACCUUCCUUGCAUUCACUUCUUUACAGGGACUCCUGAUCCUGAGAGAUCUGUUUUUAAGCCUUUCAUAUUUGUGCCGAAUAUUUUGCAACUCUUGGACACGAGUUCACCCACGUUUGAAUUUGAAGAUUCAGUUAAAAAGAAGCCACAUUUUAAUAUUAAGCCUGACAGAAGACACCCACUCUACCAAAAACAUCAACAAGCAUUGAAAAUAUUAAAUAAUAAGGAGGAAAAAGCUAAAGCAAUGUUGGACAACAUGAGGAAACUGGAGAAAGAACUGUUCAAAGAGAUGGAAUCAGUCCUUCAAAACAAGCAUCUUGAUGUGGAUAAAAUUGUUAAUCUUUUCCCUCAGUGUACAAAGGAUGAAAUUAGAAUUUAUAAGUCAAAUAUUAGUUCUUAGUGAUCACAUAAAUGGUUAGCAAUCUUCCUCAAAGUUAGAAUCUAUUACCUUGGUAAAUAAUAUAAGUUUGAGCAGAUCUGAUUGUUCUUUACUAGCACUCAAGCGAUAGCUUGUCUUCUAAAACUGCAUAUAGCCUUGAUGAAAUACUGAGAAAGAAAAAAACAUUAGAUUUGGACACAUAUAUCAUGGAUAGCCAAGUGUUACUUGAGGUAUCAACUUAUAUCAUUAUUAUUUUUAUCUACAAUACCUUUGUAAAAGUCACAAUAAUUAAAUAUUUAAUUCUGUGUGAAACAUGAAACAUUAAAAUAAUACAUGCAUUUAUGUUUAUUAUAAUUAUGUAUUGGCCUCAAAUAAUUUUCUCAGCUACAACAAGAAAGCAUAUUUUUCUUUAAUAAUGGAAAAUACUGUCUCAGCUAAUGAGUUUUUGUGCUUUAGGCAAGUAUUAACCAGCUCUAGCAAAAUUUUCUAGAUUUAUACAUUGUCUUAUUAUAGUGUUUUAAUUCUAAAGAUGUACUUUUAUUAAACUCAGAUGUGCUCUCUGUUAAGACUUAGCUGACCAGUGAGCUUUUAGCUCUAAAUAUCUAGCAUUUUUUGGUCUGUGCCACUUAAUAGGCUUUUAGCUUAAUAUUUUUAGAAGAGCUUUCCUAGGGGAUUAGGAAAUGGAAUAAGGGAGUCAAGAUCUUAGGAGAUACUGUUUUGGUGUCUCAGAUCUCUCUCAUCUUUUACUUCUGUUCAUUCAGUGAAAAUAGGAACAGGAAUGAGAUUGUGGUGAUGAAAUACAAAUAUUAGUGUAUUAUGAACAUUAAGAGUAUUAUAAUGUAUAAUGUAUUAUGAACAUUGUAAAUGAGUAAUAAUAUCUUCCCAAAGUUUAUAAAACUUUGUUUAAGUUACAUAGAGAUUACCAAAUAAGACUCUAAGCUACAAAUACAAACAAGAAAAAUCCAACUCAAAAUAAUACUAUAUAUUUAUUGUUUCUAGAAAUUUCUAUUUUAGGUAUUGGAUCACUUUAUUGUAUUUAUUGGUCACUAUCAUUGCAAUUAGGAAUAUUACUAAAGUAGUGGAUCAUUAUAUUUAAAGAAUGCUCAGGAAAUUUUUUUUUAGUUCUCUCAUAAAAAUCAUAAUCUGCCUGAUACUGCUCUUGUCUAAUGCAGGGCUGCCAUUACCAAAGAUACCUGUCUCGAGGACUCAGUUAAUUCUGAUUUGCCUUAUAUAUCCCUCAGUGAUUUGUUCUUCCUAAAUCAUGAAGACCCUUGGCCAAUCCCCGUACACCUCCCCUCUCUCUCUUUUUUAAUAUAUGAGGGAGCUGAGGGUAAGCAGUUCAUUGAUUUGUUUAGGCACACAAACGUGAGUCUUAUUUCUCUGUUUAGGCCCUGCAUGUUUUCACUGUUUCCUUUGACACCACGCUAGACCAAACUAGUACGAGGCUCUCACCUACCGCGGUAGUUAAGUUCUUCUACACCUAUUUUUUCCCUUUAUCUUUAUCCACAUGGGUCACUGCAGCCAGAAUAAUCUAUUAAAUUUUUUAAUGUGAUCAUGAAUUUCUCUCCUAAAACUUCUUUUAAAAAUAAACUUUAUUUUUUUGAGCAGUUUUAGGUUUAAACAAAAUUGAGCAGAAAAUACAGAGUUCACAUAUACUCCCUUUUCCUCUACCCUCCUCCCCUCAACUCCCCUUGCCAUCAACAUCCCACGCCAGAGUAGUUCAUUUGUUACAAUUGAUGAACCAACACUGACACAUCAUUAUCACCCCAAAUUCACAGUUUACAUUAGGGUUCACUCAUUGUACAUUCUAUGGGUUUGGACAAAUGUAUAAUAAUGUGUCCACAAUUAUAGUAUCAUACAGGUCAGUUUCAGUGCUCUAAUGUCCUCUGUGCGCCACCUGUUCAUCCCUCUCUACCACUAACCUCUGGCAACCACUCAUCUUUUUAUUGUCUCCAUAAUUUUGCCUUUUCCAGAAUAUUAUAUAGAUGGAAUCAUACAGUACAUAUCCUUUUCAGAUGGGCUCUUUAACUUAGUAAUAUGCAUUUAAGUUUCCUCUAUGUCUUUUCAUGGCUUGAUAGCUCAUUUCUUUUUAGUGCUGAAUAAUGUUCCAUUGUCUGGAUAACCUGGUUGCUGAUAUCCACUACUGAAGGACAUCUUGUUUUUUUCCAUGUUUUGGCAAUUUAUGAAUAAAACUGCUGUGAACA
This is a messenger RNA of Camelus dromedarius (Arabian camel), 3549 nucleotides long. It is a transcript of the gene SCRN3, whose product is annotated as secernin 3. Lineage: Eukaryota; Metazoa; Chordata; Mammalia; Artiodactyla; Camelidae. Bases 98 to 1366 code for a protein of 422 amino acids. The transcript has 8 exons. The record is from RefSeq and is a predicted model, not a curated record. Gene Ontology annotation, molecular function: dipeptidase activity; cysteine-type exopeptidase activity. Gene Ontology annotation, biological process: proteolysis.